Molecule: messenger RNA, 1023 nt
Organism: Sphenostylis stenocarpa
Lineage: Eukaryota; Viridiplantae; Streptophyta; Magnoliopsida; Fabales; Fabaceae
Source: the annotation of a GenBank genome assembly
AUGAAGCUGCGGCUGCGAAUCCUCCUCAUUGCUCUGGUGUUGUGCGCCCCAUUUUCCUCAUCUUCGAAGCCCAAGGACCCGUUCCUCGGUAUCGCUCCCGAAGAUGACAAGUAUUACAGGGCUUCUGAUGUUAUAAGAUGUAAAGAUGGAUCCGGAAAAUUCAACAAGGCGCAGCUCAAUGACGAUUUUUGCGAUUGCGCUGAUGGCACCGAUGAACCUGGUACAUCGGCAUGUCCGGGUGGAAGAUUUUUUUGUGGGAAUGCAGGACAUUCUCCUGUUUACUUGUUUUCAUCCAGAGUGAAUGAUGGAAUCUGCGAUUGUUGUGAUGGAACUGACGAAUAUGAUGGUCAAGUAAAGUGUCCAAAUACCUGCUGGGAGGCUGGGAAAGUGGCUCGAGAUAGACUGAAAAAAAAGAUUGCUACUUAUCAAGAGGGUGUCAAAUUGCGAAAGCAAGAAAUUGAACAAGCUAAAGUAGCUAUCGAGAAGGACGAGGCAGAACUUUCAAAAUUAAAAAAGGAAGAAAGUAUACUUAAAGGGAUCGUAAAACAGCUAAAGGAUCAUAAAGAACAAAUAGAGAAGGCAGAGGAGAAAGAACGUUUACAGAGAGAAAAGGAAGAGAUGCAGAAAAAGGGGUCUGAGGAGAAGGCUAAUGAAGCAAAAGACAAAGCUGAUGAAGAUGUGGCAAAUAGAAAUGAAGCUGGAAAGCAUUUAGAUGUAGAAGGCAAUGCUGGGGAAAAUAAUCAUGAUAAAAUAGAAAAUCUAGAAGGUUCUCCAGCAGAUCAGGAUGAAGAUGUACUUGAUAAUGAUGAUGAAACCAGCGAUAGUCCUGGAAGUGAAGAAUCUUUGCAUAAUAAAGUUGAAGAGAAAGCAAAAGAAGCCAAGGAAGAACCUAUUGUUAAAUCUGAAACUGAUGUGAAGGUUGGAAACAAAGAUUCCUCCGAUGAAAUUAUCAAUAAGAUUUGGGUGAAAGGGGAUAUUAGGGAUGUUGUUUCAGAUCUAGACAUAUUGCAGAUUGAUAAAUGA